AUGGGGAUCUGGUACAUUUUGUUCCUUGCCGUGAUUGUUGGUGUAGUGGCGAACGAACCUUCUCUUAACAAUCCAUCUCUCCCUUUGGGAGACGUCAAAUCUUCAACUGAAACACGGGUCCUAGAACGAGUGGAAUUUUUACUACAAACUUUGGUUGAAAAAGUGAAAGUGUUGGACGAUCGGGUUGACAGUUUAUUGCUUGCGCAAAAUGAAACGAACGAAAUGUUUAAAUACGCAAACAAAUCUUUGGAAAAAAUGUCGGAGCAAUUGUACAGCUUUUCAACGUCAACUACAGAACGGGCAGUUAGCCUAGAGCACAAGCUGGAUCGACUUCCAGACGACACGGGAAUGAAUUUCAUGAAACCAGAUCCAUCCAUGGACAUUUCGUUUGAAGUAGCUCGCGACUGGACGAAUAACUUCGGAUUCGGUAGCAAUUGGAUCAUUUUCCAGAGACGGUUCAACGGUUCGGUCGAUUUCUAUCGCAACUGGACCGAGUAUAAGCAGGGAUUCGGUGAUAUACACGGGGAGCACUGGUUGGGGUUGGAUAAGCUUCACAUGAUUGUGAAAUCCCAGCGCCACGAGCUGCUCAUCGUGUUGGAAGACUUCGACGGUGUGAUCGCGUACGCGCAUUACGAUGACUUCAAGAUCGGAGAUGAAAGUGAGAAAUACGUCAUAAAAACAGUGGGGCAAUACACCGGUACGGCGGGUGAUUCGUUUACCUAUCACAAGGGCGAAGUUUUUUCCACAUACGAUCAGGAUAAUGAUAAAUUUUCUGCUAACUGUGCUGAGGUAUGGAGAGGCGCAUGGUGGUUUUAUAUGUGUUUUAAAAGUCAUUUAAACGGGAGAUAUUUGAACGGGGAAAGCAAUCGUGAAGCUGGUAUCAAUUGGGAUACAUUCCGAGGAUUGGAUUAUUCCCUACAGAGCACCAAAAUGAUGGUCCGACCGUUGGUGCGUGACGAUUAA
This is a messenger RNA of Anopheles marshallii, 963 nucleotides long. Its product is annotated as microfibril-associated glycoprotein 4-like. The record is from RefSeq and is a predicted model, not a curated record. The coding region runs from base 1 to 963 and encodes 320 amino acids. The transcript has 2 exons. NCBI's taxonomy places the organism in Eukaryota, Metazoa, Arthropoda, Insecta, Diptera, Culicidae.